This is a messenger RNA of Symbiodinium sp. CCMP2592, 3666 nucleotides long. Lineage: Eukaryota; Dinophyceae; Suessiales; Symbiodiniaceae. The record is from the annotation of a GenBank genome assembly.
AUGAAGACACACAGAUGGAUUUUUGGGGGGGUCAGGGAUUCUGCUCGAGUCCUGAUAUUUGGCGAUCCAGGCCUGCUGCCGCCUUGCCGGUUGCGAGACCUUCCAACGGGGUUCACGCUCCAGUGGAUUGAGCAACUCAAGAAAGUCAUGCCGGGCCCUGAUCAACCUGACGACCUCGCCGAACUCAAGAGCUUUUACACGGCUGGCAAUGACGGGGAUGCUUCCGGUUUCGACUCAGCUUUGAAGGAUAUGAUCUCGUCCUAUCAUCAUGCCUUGAAUGUGACACAUGAUGUUACAUUUUAUGAGACUGGGUUGCUGAAAGCCUAUUUGGAUAAGAAGACGAAGGGAGAGACUUUGCAGCAGCAUCUUCAGCUCAUGUGCGACCAGGGCAAGAUCACGAAGGAGCUAUGUGCUAGCAAGCAGACAGCUGUGAGUGAGCAGCUGUUGGCAGCCGUGUGUCAAAUCCAGGAGAAGAUGAAGGGCAGGGCCCAAGAGCAAGAUGAUGCACAGCUGAAAAGCGCCGAUGCAAUAUUGUUCUUCCACCAGGUAGUGAACUUCGAGGGAAGCAAAGGGCCCGACCAGGAUGCUGCACCCAACGGCGAGGGCGACACUCGAAACAACGUGCAGGAUCAAAUCGACUUGGAUUUGGCAACUUUGGAGGAGGAGUUUGAUUCCUUCCUAAUGCCUGAUCACCCUAGCCCUCCGACUGCUGUGCCUUGCAAGGUGGAAACUGCUACGAAUAUUGUGCCUCGGCCCAAUAUCUUGGAUGAGCCUCUCUUCGGUCCGGUGGUCAUCGAUGAUGAUUCCGAGGAUGACCGAAUGAAGUGCCAGGAGACCAGAACCCAGGAGACCCCAACCGAGGAGACCCCAGCCGAGAAUCCUCAACCGCACCCGAAGCCCCUCGCCUCUGCUAUCCAGACUGCUUUGCAUCGCAAGCCAACGGUGGAAUUUGAGGACCGGGGCGAAACGGAGGAAGAACGCGAGAAGAGGCUCGCCCACAACCUUUACAUGCGGUUCUAUCGCUCAGUCCGCAGUGAGAGCUGCCCCCCGGAGAUCAGCAAGAUGGCAUUGCAGAACAAGCGGAAUAGCACGGUGCUCUCCGGCCUCUUUGAUGAGUAUCUAAAGUCAGACGGGAUCUGGCUAACAAGCAGCUUGGUGACUCGUUUGAGACGUACCUCUGCAGUUGAAGCUUUGGGGGAGGAGGCCAUGGUCCCCUUCAAGCAGUUGAAGGAGGAACAUGGCUUGCAAGUGGCAAAGCAAAUGCGGCACCAGAAGAGGCAGCUGCAGGCAAAAGCCAAGCCGACAGACCCGCCUUUCUGCAUGGACCAUCCCGACAUGCCAGGUGACGAAGACUGGGAGCUUAUCAGAGUUUGGCGGGCGACCACUUUCAAGAAGAAGACUUGCGAGGAAAACCAGCAGGAACUGGAGGCUUCUGUUGAGCUCGAUGCCAACCAAACGAAGGAUAUGAUGUCACAGGGAGGCUUCAAGGUCUUGCCCGCUCCCCGUGAUGCGACCGAGCCGCUGCCGAGCAACAAAAACGACCCCAAGCCUCGCACAAAGGCUGCUGUCGGACGCAGCAAGCUCAAGGAGAUCGAGAACAAGGAGGGUGAGUGUAAGACGCUCCUUUCAGAUGUGGAAACCUCCACACUCUUGUCGACGCAUCUCCGUGAUGGGUAUGUCAAUGAGCUACGGGCACACUUGACGAAGCUGACUGAAAUGCAGAAGGCCCUCUCGGACGCCAUUGAUGCCAAUGAUGACUCCCAGAUCAGCCAACAGGUUCAGGAUGCUUCGAAGGCGAUUUCAAACAUGACGAAAGGUGCUUUCAAGACGAUUAAGCCGCAGCUAGUUGAGAAACCCGCCAAGCAGAACAAAGGCUCAGGUGCCGCGAAGAGCAAGACGACGAAGCGGAAGGGCAAGUGUGAGCCUCAGCGACCUGGUCCUAUGGUGAACUUUUUGCUUCAAGAAGCUGGUCGUGGUGACAUGAGCUACACCAAAGUCCGAAGGGUGGCACAGGUGAUGAAGAAGGAAUUUCCAGGGGUCCUUGUGCUGAUCUUCACGGUAGUAGCAGUCGAUAUUGCCGAACCUGUCCAGGAGCUGAAAGCCACGUAUGGCAUUCAAGAGAUGCAAGGGGGUCUCUACGGAGACGAUGCCCAGUAUGAUAAGAACCAAAACAAACUCAUCAUCGUGACCCUCAACGACGUGCUGAACCCGGCAUCGCACUCGAUGCAAUCUGCCUUCCCGCUUUUCGUUCUGAGAGAAAUUGCAAUCUCCUUCAACAUCCUCUUCCACGGCAAGUGCCCGGGAACCCCGCUACAUCUGCUGACGAAUUACAACGAGGAGGUGUGGCACAACGAGGUUCUGCCGAACCUUACUGAGGACCCUUUGGCCUCCGUCAACAGCAUGCCGCUCCGAGCCAGCCUGGCUGAGAUUCGCGGGGAUUGGAAGUUUAUCAAGGCCAUGUUCAACAUGAACGUGGGGUGGCAAUGCCGCUUCCUUUGCUUCCAUUGUCAUGUGACCAACAAGAAUUAUUUGCAAUUCCCGGCGAACCUGCAAGAGGACGUCCCACUAUGGGGUGGCCACGACGAGGGAUUGCCGCAGAGGCUGCAGAGGGCCUACCAGGAGUUCCUUUCCUGGGCAAGGGCUCGGGGCAUCCAGCACUCCCAACCUCCAUUCAAGACGAAUUUCUUUCGUGGGGGAGCCGAAGACUACCACGCCAUGGCUGCCAAGGGCUACAACGUGUACCACCUUGCUGAGAUGAUGAAUGUUGUCGAAUCGAGCCCUCGUUGCUUGGACAUCAACACAGCGACCCGGAUCCGGCAACUCGUGGAUCGCUCCACCAAGAGCUAUGCAUUGCUUGCAAUGGAUGCUUUGCAAAAGGGCAAGCUCAACUGGCCCUUGAAGCCGAAGCUUCACGAGUCCCGCCGCGCUGCAGUUGCCAACGAGGCGAUCCUCGCAGACUCGCCGCUGAGGGAUGCCACAGGGAUCAUGGACAAGAUUGGCCGCUACCUGAAACCGGCCUCCACAACACUGGGCUUCGUGCCUCACACGACGACGCAGGGCCCAAACGCCUCCAAACUGGAAGCGCCCAUGAAGGCGAAGCCAGGUGAGUGCCUGGACAACUGCAACGGACACGGCAGCUGUGCCAAUGGAGUCUGCAGUUGCGGUGCCGGUUGGACAGGAGAGGCCUGCGACAUCGUAACCUGCCCGAGCAACUGCAACUCUCGAGGCUCCUGCAUAGGCGGUUCUUGCGCCUGCAACUUCGCCUUCUAUGGUGCUGCAUGCGAGUAUCCGCGCUGCAAGAAUGACUGCAACGGUCACGGCUACUGCGACAGCGGCAAGUGCGUUUGCAAUGCUGGCUACCACGGAGCAGCUUGCGACGAGUUCAAGGAACCCCAGCCGGUCACACCGGCAGUCGUCUCGGUCGAACCGAGCAAGGAGGCCGCGGAGCGAGUGUCUUCGUUUGGGGAGAAGGUGCGCAGCAUUGCUCCGCCCAGUUGUCCAGAGGACUGCAACCAGCGUGGCAGGUGUGAGCUGGACGGAACCUGUACGUGCAUCGCCAACUAUACUGGACUGGCUUGCGAGCACCACUGCCCUAGUUCCUGCAAUGGCCAGGGCACAUGCACCGGAGGUCAGGGCGGGGGUGGACACGGUUCAGAGCACCGUUGA